AUGGUAAGCCCUUCAACGUUCCUGUAUUGGUUGACUUUACCGAGAACCUUCCCCGCCCCUGACAUUUCCUUCCAGGCCGACAAGCUCCGAAAUCAGCAAGAACUCGACCGUCUUCAGGCGAAGUUCCUCGGGACUGGCCACCCAGACACCUCAAGCUGGGAGUGGACGACGAACCUCCAGCGCGACACGUAUUCGUCCGUGGUCGGCCAUCGACCUAUGCUUGCCUAUAUUGCUGUUGCAGAAAACGAGCCGAUCAGCAAAGUCCGCGCAGCCCUGAUUCGAAAAAUGGUCCAGCCUAGUGGCCCUCCACCAGGGCCUGAUGACGACGUGGAUCUCCCGCGUGAGAGGAACGCUUGA
Molecule: messenger RNA, 357 nt
Organism: Drechmeria coniospora
Lineage: Eukaryota; Fungi; Ascomycota; Sordariomycetes; Hypocreales; Ophiocordycipitaceae
Exons: 2
Coding region: 1-357 (118 amino acids)
Biological process (GO): mRNA splicing, via spliceosome
Cellular component (GO): U2 snRNP; precatalytic spliceosome
Source: RefSeq, a predicted model, not a curated record